This is a messenger RNA of Naumovozyma dairenensis CBS 421, 1230 nucleotides long. It is a transcript of the gene ROX1, whose product is annotated as Rox1p. Gene Ontology annotation, molecular function: RNA polymerase II cis-regulatory region sequence-specific DNA binding; DNA-binding transcription factor activity, RNA polymerase II-specific. Gene Ontology annotation, biological process: anatomical structure morphogenesis; cell differentiation; negative regulation of transcription by RNA polymerase II. The record is from RefSeq and is a predicted model, not a curated record. Lineage: Eukaryota; Fungi; Ascomycota; Saccharomycetes; Saccharomycetales; Saccharomycetaceae. The coding region runs from base 1 to 1230 and encodes 409 amino acids. The transcript has a single exon.
AUGCCUAACACCGAUAUAGAGAUUGAUAAUUUGAAACAAAAAAUCAAGAUUCCAAGACCCAAAAAUGCAUUUAUUCUAUUUAGACAACAUUAUCAUAAAGAACUUAUAGAUGACUGGUCUAAAAAUGGUGUUCAUAUUCCACAUAAUUCAGAAAUAUCAAAGAUUUUGGGUCAUAAAUGGAAAAAUAUUACUGAAAAGGAAAGAGAAUACUGGAGUGAUAUGGCUAAAGAAGAGAAAAAGCAACAUGGUAAGAAAUAUCCUCAAUAUAAGUAUAAACCAACUCGAAGAAAAUCGAAAAAGAGUAAAUAUUUCAAUGCAGAUAUCAUGGAUAUUACAACAGAUGAACAUGAAAAAUGUAUAGCAAACAAUCCUAAUACUCCACGUCUUUCUAUCCCACCACAACAAAUGAAUACACUAUAUUAUAAUCCAUCAAACACUUUGAGUACAGGUUCAUUCACUUCUACAUUUUCUACCUUCUCACCUCCAUCUCGAAGUAACGAAAGACUAGUGACUGUAGUUCCUAAAAUAGGUAGAGCAAAUUCAUAUUCACCUUCAAUAAAUUCAAUCCCUUCUCAAUCUUCUAAUAGUUCAUUUAUGACAUCAAUAAAUAAUAAUAAUAAUAAUAAUAAUAAUAAUAAUGAAUAUAAGGGCAUAAAUUCAUUACCUCCAUAUUCUAUGGUAAUCAACAACGCUAGACCAACUUCUCUACCGAGCAUCUUACCAUCUAAUAUGCCAUUAGGUAACAGACGUCUUGGUUUGCAUAAUCCAAAUAAUUAUAAUUCAAUCAACAACUUGAACAUAAUUGCUUUCAACAAUAAUAGAGAUAUUAGAAAAUUUAAUCACACCAAUAAUACCGGUAUUGCUAAUAUUAAUAAUAAUAUUCAUAAUAAUAAUGCGAUUCCUUCAUUCUACGAUCAAACGAUAAAUACGUUUGUAAACGCUAACAAUAUCACAACUAUUAAGUCAGAUACUCCUAGUAAUAAUACUAAUCAUAACGAUAUUUACAAUAUUCCAAAUACUAAACCACAAUUCCGUAAUGUUUCAUUCAAGAAUAAUACUCUACCGCCUUUACUAUUGCCACCUUUAAAUCCACAAUCCAAUUAUUCAAUGCAACAAACUUCCCAAAACCCAACUCCUUUAUUAGCUUUACCUAAUAAAGUUAAUUAUACGCCACAACUUACUAUUAAAAAUGACAAUCCAGAUGCUAAUAACAUAAGUACUGUCCAAUGA